AUGGCCUCUCUUAACAUUAGUAUCAUCUUCACACUUUUUCUCGCUAUUUCUUUACUUCAUUUGAUUUCAGCAAGAAAGCUCACUGAAUCUGACCAACUACUUAAAUUUCAAUACCACAAAGGUCCUCUCCUAUCUGGCAAAAUCUCCAUUAACCUCAUUUGGUAUGGAAAUUUCAAACCUUCCCAAAGAGCCAUCAUCACUGAUUUCAUAACCUCCCUCUCUUCUCCCAAACAAACAACCACAUCACAACCAUCCGUUGCCACGUGGUGGAAAUCAACCGAAAAAUACUACCACCUCACCAACAACAAGAAAUCAGUUAAUCUUGCACUCUCCCUCGGUACUCAAAUUCUCGACGAGAAUUACUCUUUAGGCAAAUCUCUCACAACUAACCAAAUCAUUAAACUCGCAUCCAAAGGACAACAACAGAACGCCAUCAACAUUGUUCUAACAGCUUCCGACGUGGCAGUUGAUGGUUUCUGUUCAAGUAGGUGUGGGACGCACGGUUCUUCUUACGGUGCACGCAUGAACGGGAAACAACACAAAUUCGCUUACAUUUGGGUUGGAAACUCUGAAACUCAAUGUGCUGGUCAGUGUGCUUGGCCAUUUCACCAACCAAUUUAUGGUCCACAAAGUUCACCAUUGGUUGCACCAAACAAUGAUGUUGGUCUUGAUGGAAUGAUUAUAAAUGUGGCUAGUCUUUUAGCUGGAACCGUAACAAAUCCUUUUGGAAAUGGAUAUUAUCAAGGACCAAAAGAAGCUCCAUUGGAAGCAUCUUCAGCAUGUACUGGUAUUUAUGCAAAAGGGGCUUAUCCUGGUUAUGCUGGAGAUCUUUUGGUGGACAAAACAAGUGGAGCUAGUUACAACGCAAAUGGUGUCAACGGGAGGAAGUAUCUGUUGCCUGCGAUUGUUGAUCCUAAAACCUCAGCUUGUUCUACAUUAGUAUAG
This is a messenger RNA of Lathyrus sativus (Indian pea), 945 nucleotides long. The record is from the annotation of a GenBank genome assembly. Lineage: Eukaryota; Viridiplantae; Streptophyta; Magnoliopsida; Fabales; Fabaceae.